Messenger RNA from Rhagoletis zephyria (snowberry fruit fly), 271 nucleotides. RefSeq names its product aldehyde dehydrogenase-like. NCBI's taxonomy places the organism in Eukaryota, Metazoa, Arthropoda, Insecta, Diptera, Tephritidae. The record is from RefSeq and is a predicted model, not a curated record. Gene Ontology annotation, molecular function: oxidoreductase activity.
CUAUUUAUCAACAAUGAGUUUGUCGACGCCGUGUCUGGUAAGAAGUUUCCAACUAUCAAUCCUGCCACUGGUAAGCUGAUAGCCGAAGUUGCCGAGGGCGAUAAGGCUGAUGUGGACUUGGCCGUGGCUGCUGCAAAAAAAGCAUUCCAUCGAAACUCCGAAUGGCGCAAACUGAGUCCAUUGCAACGCACAGAACUUAUCAACAAGUAUGUUUUUCUGCGCUUAUCUUUUUCUUAAUAUAUAGUAUUUUUUUUCUACCCAACACGCCCAU